AUGAUUCCUUCUAAGCAGAAGACUCAAGAGUACACUCCCCUCCGCGCUCAAGGAGAGGAAGUGGAUCCACUUGAUCCUGAUGUUCCUGUAGUUGAGGAAGUGCUUGCUAUAGCUACCUCAUCCCCUGCUUCAAGCCUGAGCAUCAUGGAAGAAUGGCCUGAAGCUGGAACACCUGUCCUCUCCCAGAGUCUAUUAAAUCUUACCCAGAGUCUUUCUCAAAGUCUUUUGGAAACUGCUUUUAUUGAAUCCAGUCUAACAGGCCAGUCCAGUGAAGGUUCUAGUGGCCAAGAAGGUGAUGUAGGUGCCUCAUCUGCCUGCAGGGAUCCCGAAGUCUCUCUUAUUAAUAUACUAGAGAAAAGAGUGGGUGAAUUGGUGAAUUUCCUUAUCGCCAAGUAUAAAACAAAGGAGCCUGUCACAAAGGAAGAAAUGCUGCAGAGUGUCCUUAAAGAGCAAAAGGACUACUUCUCUGCAAUCUUCAAGAAUACCUGUGAAUGUAUGGAGGUUGUUUUUGGUAUUGAAGUGAAGGAAGUGGAUCCCACUAGCCACUCCUACAUGCUUAUCGAAAUGGUAGAUCUCACCUAUUACAGGAAGAUGAGUGACCAGGGUAUGCCCAAGACUGGCCUUCUGGUAUUUAUCCUGGGUAUAAUCUUCAUGGAGGGCAACUGUGCAUCGGAAGAGAAGAUAUGGGAGAUGAUGAAUAUGCUUGAUGUGCAUGGGAAGAGGGAAUUCAUGUCUGGGGACUGCAGGAAGCUCAUAACUAGAGAGUUAGUGCAGGAGCAAUACCUGGAAUACCAGCAGGUGCCAAAUAGUAAUCCGCCAUUGUAUGAGUUAGUUUGGGGUCCAAAAUCAUAUGCUGAGACUAGUAAGAUAAAAGUCUUAGAGUUCUUCUCGAAAGUCAGUGGGAAUCGCCCCACUUCUUUCUCAUCCUUGUAUAGGGAAGCUUUUAGAGAAGAAAGAGAAAGAUCAAGAUCUGCAGGUGAUGCUACUACUGUAGACAGUGACAAUUCAAAGUCCAGAUGCUUUUCCUAUCCCGAGUAA
Molecule: messenger RNA, 1038 nt
Organism: Urocitellus parryii (Arctic ground squirrel)
Lineage: Eukaryota; Metazoa; Chordata; Mammalia; Rodentia; Sciuridae
Product: putative MAGE domain-containing protein MAGEA13P
Biological process (GO): negative regulation of transcription by RNA polymerase II
Cellular component (GO): nucleus
Source: RefSeq, a predicted model, not a curated record